This is a messenger RNA of Camelus dromedarius (Arabian camel), 3481 nucleotides long. RefSeq names its product ATP binding cassette subfamily B member 10 (gene ABCB10). The transcript has 13 exons. Gene Ontology annotation, biological process: oligopeptide export from mitochondrion. The coding region runs from base 137 to 1798 and encodes 553 amino acids. Gene Ontology annotation, cellular component: mitochondrial inner membrane. Gene Ontology annotation, molecular function: ATP hydrolysis activity; ATP binding; ABC-type oligopeptide transporter activity. The record is from RefSeq and is a predicted model, not a curated record. Lineage: Eukaryota; Metazoa; Chordata; Mammalia; Artiodactyla; Camelidae.
CCCCGGCCGCGACCCGCUGCUGCGGCCCGCGGCGGCCCGGCGCUCGGAGGCCCGGAAGCUCUUAAGGCUGGCGCACCCCGAGCGCUGGAGACUGACAGCUGCGGUUGGGUUUCUGGCGGUGUCCAGUGUCAUCACCAUGUCCGCUCCCUUCUUCCUGGGGAAGGUCAUCGACGUCAUUUACACAAACCCCACUGUGGACUACAGCUAUAACCUGACCCACCUCUGCCUUGUGCUCAGCGGCGUGUUCCUGUGCGGGGCUGCUGCAAACGCUGUUCGUGUCUACCUCAUGCAGACUUCAGGUCAGCGCAUUGUGAAUAGGUUGAGAGCAUCUCUCUUUUCCUCUGUUCUGAGGCAGGAGGUUGCUUUCUUUGACAAGACUCGCACGGGGGAACUGAUUAACCGCCUCUCCUCAGACACUGCACUCCUGGGGCGCUCGGUGACUGAAAACCUCUCAGAUGGGCUAAGGGCUGGAGCCCAGGCUUCUGUUGGCAUUGGCAUGAUGUGUUUUGUCUCACCUAAUCUGGCCACUUUCGUUUUGAGUGUGGUGCCUCCAAUAUCCAUCCUUGCUGUGAUUUAUGGGCGGUAUCUACGCAAGCUGACCAAAGUGACUCAGGACUCCCUGGCACAAGCCACUCAGCUAGCUGAGGAACGUAUCGGAAAUAUAAGGACUGUUCGAGCUUUUGGGAAAGAAAUCACUGAAAUAGAGAAAUACACCAGCAACGUGGACCACGUGAUGCAGUUAGCAAGGAAAGAGGCGUUUGCUCGCGCCGGCUUCUUCGGGGCAACUGGACUCUCCGGGAACCUGAUCGUGCUUUCUGUCCUGUACAAAGGAGGCCUGCUGAUGGGCAGUGCCCACAUGACCGUGGGUGAACUCUCUUCCUUCCUAAUGUAUGCUUUCUGGGUUGGAUUAAGCGUUGGAGGUCUGAGCUCUUUCUAUUCAGAGCUGAUGAAAGGACUGGGUGCCGGGGGACGCCUCUGGGAGCUGCUGGAGCGAGAACCUGCGCUUCCUUUCAAUGAGGGGGUCGUUUUAAAUGAGAAAAGCUUCCAGGGUGCUUUGGAGUUCAAGAAUGUGCAUUUCGCCUACCCAGCUCGGCCAGAAGUGCCCAUAUUCCAGGAUUUCAGCCUUUCCAUCCCGUCAGGGUCAGUCACGGCGCUGGUUGGCCCAAGUGGCUCUGGCAAAUCGACAGCUAUUUCCCUCCUCCUGAGGCUGUAUGACCCCGUUUCUGGAACUAUCAGUCUUGAUGGCCGUGAUAUUCGUCAGCUAAAUCCAGUCUGGCUGAGAUCCAAGAUUGGGACUGUGAGUCAGGAACCAAUUUUGUUUUCCUGCUCAAUUGCGGAGAACAUUGCUUAUGGUGCCGACGACCCUUCCCUGGUGACUGCCGCGCAGGUGGAGAAAGUGGCCUGCGUAGCCAACGCAGCUGCUUUCAUCCGAAACUUCCCUCAAGGAUUCAACACCGUGGUUGGAGAAAAGGGCGUGCUCCUUUCAGGUGGGCAGAAACAGCGGAUUGCAAUCGCCCGUGCUCUGCUUAAGAAUCCCAAAAUUCUUCUCCUGGAUGAAGCAACCAGUGCACUGGAUGCUGAAAAUGAGUACCUGGUACAGCAAGCUCUCGAUCGACUAAUGGAAGGAAGAACGGUGUUAAUCAUUGCCCAUCGUCUAUCCACCAUUAAGAAUGCUAACAUGGUGGCAGUUCUUGACCAAGGGAAAAUUACCGAAUACGGGAAGCAUGAAGAGCUGCUCUCAAAACCAGAUGGGAUAUACAGAAAACUAAUGAACAAACAAAGUUUUAUUUCAGCAUAAAGCAGCAAUUACUGGUACACUGAAUAUGAGAGACUUUAAAGCAAACCAGCAUUACAGGAAAAAAGAAGAAAUUCAGACUGUAUGAAAUCUUUAAAUCAUACUUCAAGUUAUUUGAAAUCUGCCUAUUUUUCCCAAAGUUCAUAAAAUAUUGUUUUGAGAUGUCCUUGUUCUCAAGACCUUUUUAUUCAGAGUUUUAGUAACUAUAACUUUCUAAAUGUCUAUAGCACUGAAGUUAUUUUCAGGUUUUAUAUUUUUAUCUUGGAAUAUUUUAAUUAAUAUAGCAUGGCACCUCAUUUUCUUUCAUCUGCUGUUUUAAAUUGAACCUAUUGUCAGAUGACAACUUUUAAGAGGGAAUUAUAAAUAAAGAGCCUAAUUAUUGUAGGCCAGUUUACCAGGCACUGUGUAAUCUCUUAGUGUUCUACUUUGGGUCUCAUUUUACCAGGUAGCAGAAUAGAAGGUGAAAAUGUAACCCUUUAGUUUAACCUGGUAGUCUCAUAGAGGAAACCUAAUAUAUAUACAGAAAUAGCUAACAUCACAUGGCGAGAAGGGAACAUUAAACUCCUCAUCUCUUCUGUCUCCAAAGGUGUGAAAGCUUAGGAAUAUGUGUUCCUCUGGGAUGAUACUGUGUUUGGAUGUGGGUAGUUUUCAACAUCUUUGGCACAUGAGAGCCUGGUGAGUUUUAAAAAGGGAAUAAGCCCCGUCCUUUGAAUAUGAAAACUUCUGUUUUCAUUGUUCACAUAUUUAUUUCUAUGAAUACUUUGGGAACUGAGACAUGAACUGGCAGAUGUCAAGAAAGAUGUAAAAAUGACUUCUACAUUUAUGUUGUCUGAAGGCCUGUACCUUGAAAAUUAUCUUUUAAAAGCUUAUAAUUCCUAGCCAAAUUUUACAGCUGUUUUUAUCAGUUAUUUAAAUAGUUUUGAAAUUUCACUCAGUGAGGCUAACAUCUGAAAUUAUUACUAUAACUGUAAUUUUCAACCUUAAAACAUUUGAAGAAAGUUUAGUUCUUGCCAUUCUACAGAGUAUCAAGAAACCCUAAGAACUUGUCACUCUUCUUCUGAAAAGAGGAAUUAACCAUUUUUCUUUUAUAUAUGGGUAUAUUUUUAUUCACCUAAAUGUCUCAAAAUUCCUAAAGUAAUGCUGACAGCCUUUGCAUUUGCCGUAUUUCAUAUCAGUGCUAUUAAUUUGCUGUUGCCUCAAGAAAAAGUACUUUUUCUACAUUAAUAAUGCCAGAACCUAAGAAGUAACUAUGUUGAUAUAAUUAAAAUGAAUGUUUUCUCAUAGACUAAGUAUUCGUUAGUUUCCUGAUUAUGCUGGAAGAAGAAACCACUAUUUCAUGGUCAGCAUGGAAUAUUACAUUUCAUUCUACGUAAGGGAAUCUGUUAAUGACUAAAGUGAAUUCAGUGGAUGAAUAAACUCAGUGUUCUUUGAAUCAGUAAACCAGACAUCUGUGACAAUCAUUUUAACAAGCUUUAUGUAUAUUUUUCAUGGUUUACUAUUAUGGUGUAGUUCUCAGAAAGCGGGUAAAACACAAUUACAAGGUUGGGUCUGAGGGAAAUCUCUGUGCCAUAGAAGUAUUUACAAAAUUGAAUUUGAUUGUUAUAUUUUAUUUUCUAAAACAACAUGUUCAGCUGUGUCCUUAAAGUAACAUUUUAUAUCAUGAAUUAAAAUUUAUAGUGAACUUGA